Phaedon cochleariae (mustard beetle) is the source of this 1203-nucleotide messenger RNA. Lineage: Eukaryota; Metazoa; Arthropoda; Insecta; Coleoptera; Chrysomelidae. The record is from the annotation of a GenBank genome assembly.
AUGGUGCUGCAGGUGAUGGACAUGGUGACGGCCAACGGUGAACCGUUCUACGGGGAUUGUCCGACGUCGUACACGAAUUUGGACGUUCAUACUACCGGCCAGCCUACCUGCACAGUGCUUCCACAAGGUGUGUAUGGUCAGUUGAGGAGUCCGGCAUGCCCUGGAUCUGACGAUAUCAGAGACGACAACUCACCCCCUCCAGGUGGACCUCCUUCGGGGUACCUUCAACAAAUCCAAAGGAGUCCUGCCUACCACAAUAUAAAAGAUGGCUACAAGGGGGCGUGUCCGCCGGGCAGCGACUCGUCGGGCGGGGGCGGGCCGUUCGGGGCGGCGCUCGACGGCCACCUGACCUCCCUCAACGGCGAGGGAGGCGGGGGCGGCAACGGCAACGCCCACCUCUUCCAGAACGCCCAUUUCGCGGCCGAGGAGCACGAGUACCAGGCGCUGGACGCGCACCAGCAGCAGUACCUCGACAGCUCGCCGGAGUUCUACGCGGCGAGCCAGAUACUGGAGACCAAGUACAAUCCUGCGCACGGUUACGUUAAGAGUUACGUGAGAGGCGCCGGCAGGUUCAACGACGCCUACCCUGACCCGUACGGCCCCCCCUACGACGCCACGCCCUUCCAAACAGUCCCGAGCGGGGGCGGGUCCAACGCCUCGGCCGACCAAUGGGCGGGGCACGCGCACGACCUGCUCGCCCACCACCCGCACCACCACGCCCACCCCGCCUUCGCGACGACGGGGGGCGGGGGCAUGGGGCGGGACCAGCUGGGCGGCUUGCAGGACGCGAAGCCGAUGAUCCAGAACGGGCUGGUGGCGGGGUACGCGAACGGGGGCGGCGCCGGAGGGCCGUGUUUCACCGGCUCCGGCCCCAUCCAGCUGUGGCAGUUUCUGCUGGAACUGUUGACGGACAAGUCCUGUCAGUCGUUCAUCUCGUGGACGGGCGACGGAUGGGAGUUCAAGCUGACCGAUCCCGACGAGGUGGCGCGCCGAUGGGGCGUGCGCAAGAACAAGCCCAAGAUGAACUACGAGAAGCUGUCGCGCGGCCUGCGCUACUACUACGACAAGAACAUCAUCCACAAGACGGCCGGCAAGCGGUACGUCUACCGGUUCGUGUGCGAUCUGCAGACCUUGCUCGGAUACACCCCAGAAGAACUCCAUGCGAUGGUCGAUCUCAAACCCGAGAAGAAAGAAGACGACUGA